Molecule: messenger RNA, 5509 nt
Organism: Balaenoptera ricei (Rice's whale)
Lineage: Eukaryota; Metazoa; Chordata; Mammalia; Artiodactyla; Balaenopteridae
Gene: TEX36
Product: testis expressed 36
Exons: 15
Coding region: 3109-3600 (163 amino acids)
Source: RefSeq, a predicted model, not a curated record
UGUUGGCCAACAGUCCUCGGGACUUGGGCUUUGGGCGGAGUCAAAGCCUUAGAGGUCCUCUCUGCGUGGGCGGGGAAGAGAGGCUGUAGGUGUAACCAGCGGCUCCCGGCACGUAAAGUAGUGAAGUGUCAGCACUCUUCCCGCCCCAGCUUUCAGUGCCCCCUCGGUUUGCAGUCGGGCUCACAGGCCCAGGAAGGGAAAGACAUGCCCAGGACUCAUAUAUACUGCAGGCCGCUUGAGAAGUAAGUGCCUGAACCCUUGUUGAUAAAUGCUUAGGGAGAAAAUGUGCUGGAAACAGCCUGUGAAAAGGCAGCGAGAAGAAUGAAACACAGAGAGCCAGGAACGCAGCACAGAAAAAGAGAGUGCCUGAUGCCAUCACCGCUAAAGAGAUGUUUGCUGAAUGAAUGAACUGCUUAUAGUUUGCUGCUUCAACAAGUUGUCCCAUAACCUGUGUCUGCUGGUGCUUUUCCUUUGCCUAGAAUACCUUUCCCUUCCUCAUCUGGCUCAUUCCUAAAGACUCAUCCGUCACAGGGGGUGCAAGUUCGAUACCUGGUUGGGGAGCUAAGAUCCCAUGUGCCUCACAGCCAAAAAAACCAAAAGGAAAUGAAGCCAGAAUCCACAGAUGUCAUUAUCCAUCUGCACGCUUUUGUUUACUACCCAGAAGGCAAGAAUAUUGCAUUUUAAAAGUGUUCGGACUUUUGUUCUUUCUUAUCACAAAUGACUUGAGAAGAUCUGACCAUUCACAGUUACCCUGAGUGGAAGUGCCAAAGACUUGCUUCUUGGAGCGCUUUGAGAUUCAGGUACCAUUAUGGUGAUGAUCACUGUGACAGGGGAGCGGAGAGGGAAAAUUGGGGGGGCUGCAAAAACCAGGGAGACCUGUUAAAAAUUAUAAUACAAGAGAAAUUAGGGAAACACUCCUAUUUACCACUGCAACAAAAAGAAUAAAAUACCUAUGAAUAAACCUACCUAAGGAGACAAAAGACCUAGAAAACUAUAAAACACUGAUGAAAGAAAUUAAAGAUGAUACAAACAGAUGGAGAGAUAUACCACGUUCUUGGAUUGGAAGAAUCAACAUUGUGAAAGUGACUAUACUAUCCAAAGCAAUCUACAGAUUCAGUGCAAUCCCUAUCAAACUACCAAUGGCAUUUUUCACAGAAUUAGAACAAAAAAUUUUACAAUUCAUAUGGAAACACAAAAGACCCCGAAUAGCCAAAGCAAUCUUGAGAAAGAAAAACGGAGCUGGAGGAAUCAGGCUCCCUGACUUCAGACUAUACUACAAAGCUACAGUAAUUAAGACAGUAUGGUACUGGCACAAAAACAGAAAUAUCGAUCAGUGGAACAGGAUAGAAAGCCCAGAGAUAAACCCACGCCCAUAUGGUCACCUUAUUUUUGCUAAAGGAGGCAAGAAUAUACAAUGGAGAAAAGACAGCCUCUUCAAUAAGUGGUGCUGGGAAAACUGGACAGCUACAUGGAAAAGAAUGAAAUUAGAACACUCCCUAACACCAUAUACAAAAAUAAACUCAAAAUGGAUUAAAGACCUAAAUGUAAGGCCAGACACUAUAAAACUCUUAGAGGACAGCAUAGGCAGAACACUCUUAUGACAUAAAUCACAGCAAGAUCCUUUUUGACCCAGCUCCUAGAGAAAUGGAAAUAAAAACAAAAAUAAACAAAUGGGACCUAAUGAAACUUAAGAGCUAUUGCACAGCAAAGGAAACCAUAAACAAGAUGAAAAUACAACCCUCAGAAUGGGAGAAAAUAUUUGCAAAUGAAGCAACUGACAAAGGAUUAAUCUCCAAAAUUUACAAGCAGCUCAUGCAGCUCAAUAUCAAAAAAACAAACAACCCAAUCCAAAAAUGGUCAGAAGACCUAAAUAGACAUUUCUCCAAAGAAGAGGUACAGAUUACCAACAAACACAUGAAAGGAUGCUCAACAUCACUAAUCAUUAGAGAAAUGCAAAUCAAAACUACAAUGAGGUAUCACCUCACACCAGUCAGAAUGGCCAUCAUCAAAAGAUCUAGAAACAAUGCUGGAGAGGGUGUGGAGAAAAGGGAACCCUCUUGCACUGUUGGUGGGAAUGUAAAUUGAUACAGCCACUAUGGAGAACAGUAUGGAGGUUCCUCAAAAAACUAAAAACAGAACCACCAUAUGACCCAGCAAUCCCACUACUGGUCAUAUACCCUGAGAAAACCAUAAUUCAAAAAGAGUCAUGUACCACAAUGUUCAUUGCAGCUCUCUUUACAGUAGCCAGGACAUGGAAGCAACCUAAAUGUCAAUCAACAGAUGAAUGGAUAUAGAAGAUGUGACACAUAUAUACAAUGGAAUAUUACUCAGCCAUAAAAAGAAAUGAAAUUGAGCUAUUUGUAGUGAGGUGGAUGGAACUAGAGUCUGUCAUACAGAGUGAAGUACCUCAUAGAAGUGGAAUCACAAUAUUUGUCUUUUUGUGACCGGCUUAUCUCACCGAGCAUAAAGUCUUCAAAACUCAGCCAUGCUGCAGCAGGUGUCAGAACUUCCUUCCUUCUUAAGUUCUCUUCGUUCUUGUGGGUCUACACCUUUGAAAAAUUCCUUUAUUGGAGGGAUUCCAGAAGGAGAGGAAAUAGAAGCAUGUGAUUCCGCAUGUAAGUCUCUCCUUUUAAAAUGUGAUGUCUCCAUUUCCAAGGGAAGUUGGUCAUCCCAGAUGAUCACAAGGAAGAGUUGGCCUCCAACACUGAAUUAUUCAGGUGAUAAAACUGAUGCACAAAGAGAUUAAGUAACUUGCUCAAGAUCACACACCAAAAUUUGGAGAAAGAAUAAACUCGGCACGCCUGCUGCAUCCUAAGGAUGAAGAAACUGGGGCCUGGAAAAAUUGUCUCUUGCGGAAGGCUGACCUCGUGGGAGAGCGAGCUGGGAUUGGUCUCAGGGCGUUUGGAUCUACUCUCUGUGGCCCACCACCACAUUAUGCUUCCUCCCUUUUCAGGAAUUUUCGCUAAGAGUCAGGGUCUUGCCUUCUGUUUGUAUUGUAGUUUCCAUUCAUAUUCCUCUCCUUGAGAUCCCUGCUUCAAAGUCCACUUUGUUGGGGUGGCUUUUAAGAGGUGCUGUUUAUAUAAAACUGAGUUCCCUCACAUUGGACUAAUGCAAAAGACACCAGAAUCCAUCACACGUACGAUGUUAAAAGAGUCCAAUAGUCCACGUUUAUCUCGGCAAGUGGAGGAGAAGCUACCGCCAAUCUACAAAGUGCGGGAGAAGCAAGCAGUAAAUAACAACUUCCCCUUCUCUGUACACGACAAUCGUCACAGCUUUCAGAACUCUGGAUUCUGCCUUGACUCUGGCCUGGGAUGUAAGAAGAUCUCCCCAGAAAAAAGGCAACACAUUUCAAGAAAUUUCAAUCUUUGGGCAUGUGACUAUGUUCCAUCUUGUCUCGAUGGCUUUUCAAAUAACCAAAUAUCAUAUGUCUGUCAGGAAGCUGUGGUGGUCCCAAUUUUCAGACGCUUUCCAAGACAUUAUAAUGAGUUAUGGAACACUUUUAAAUUUAUUCCCCAGCAAAGCUAUACAAAGUAUCUGAAAAAGAAUCCAAAAGUAAGGUUCAUGAUUAACAAAAAGGCUGGUUCUCCACUGGAGCCCUAACCCUUCCAGAAGAUUCUUGAUGAGUUUUGCAAUAUUGUUAUUUCAUCGCACAUUCUAAAAGUAUGUAUUUUCUGAUCCAGCACUGAGGUUUGACAUAAGAUUUGUUUAGGAUUAGAGAAUAUAGACUGUAUGUGCCUCAAUGCUGAGGUGAAGUUUUCUUACAGUGAUAACAUAAAGAAACAUAAAGUCCUUAUAUAGAGAAACCAGAAAGGCAACAGGUAAUGUUGCCACUCCCCCACCUUUAAAGUAUUUUUAUGGUUUUAAUAAGGUUGAAAAAUAUUCAGGUCCUUAUAAAAUAAAGAUACGUGAUGACAUACACAUUUUAAAUGAAUGUGUUUUAAACAAAAAUGUGCUUAAAUUUUGAAAUUGCCACAUUAACUUUUGGGAGAGGUUUUAAAUUACAUAAUUAAUAUAGGCUUACAUUUUCAUCUUGAAAUUGCAAACAAACAGAGAAAGCAGGAGUCCCCUUUGAUUUCACCACAUCUCUAAUCCUUGUCCUGUCCCCAGAAGUAAGCUAACCAUUUGUUUUGUUUUGUUUUGUUUUAAUUUGUUUAUUUAAUUUAUUUAUUUUUGUCUGUGUUGGGUCUUCGUUGCUGCACGCGGGCUUUCUCUAGUUGCGGCGAGCGGGGGCUACUCUUCCUUGCAGUGCGCAGGCUUCUCAUUGCGGUGGCUUCUCUUGUUGUGGAACAUGGGCUCUAGGCAUGCAGGCUUCAGUAGUUGUGGCACGCGGGCUCAGUAGUUGUGGCUCACGGGCUGUAGAACACAGGCUCAGUAGUUGUGGCGCACAGGCUUAGCUGCUCCAUGGCAUGUGGGAUCUUCCCGGACCAGGGCUCAAACCCGUGUCCCCUGCAUUGGCAGGCAGAUUCUUAACCACCACGCCACCAGGGAAGUCCCUAACCAUUUGUUUUUAUUCUGUGUUUUUACAAUCAGAUGCAUGUGCAUAACUAUUAAUACAUACAAAUUUUGAACAUAAACUGUAUUACACAGUACAUAUGUUCUUGGAGUACAUAACUGAUCUUGAAGUUCUUGCAGUGUCAGUAUGAAUAAACUACUGCACUGUAUCCCCUAAUAUGGAUGUACCAUGUUUUAAAAAACUAUCUGACUAAUGAGCCUUUGAAUUAUGUCUAAUUUUUGGCUGCCAGACGUGGUGCUACUUGAACAUGCUUUAUCGGGCUCUUUGGGUGCAUGUUUAAAUGUGCUCUGUAGUCAUCUCUGAAAGUUACCUUCUUAGUGCCAAGUUGGCCCAUAUGCACAGAGUAUUAAUAAACACUGCCAAACCACCUUCAAAAAAGACUGGACCGAUUAAACUUCCAUCAACAGUAUCUGUGAGUUUCUGUUUCUCUCCCCCCUCAAAUUAUCUUUUAGAUAUUUAAGGAUAUUUAAGGACAAAAAAAUGGUAUCUUGUAUUUUCUUAUUUUGCAUUUCUCUGAUUAUUAGUGAAGUUGGCCAUCUUUUCCCACUCAGGGGCCAUUUAUAUUGCCCUUUAAAUGAGCAAUGUCACCAUCAUUCUAUAUCAAAAUUUUCUUGUUUCUAUUUAAAUAUUUUUCUUAUAGAUGAAUUUUAGAAUAAGCUUGUCAAGUAAAUCCACUGGCAAUUUGAUAGGAAUUUCCCUGAAUUUAGAUAUUAAUUUAUAGGAGAAUCGACAUCUUUAUACCAUGGUGUAUCUCCCCAUUUAUUCAAAUCUUAUUUUCUGUUCUUUGGUAAAGCUUUAUAACUGUUUUUACAUAAGUAUGGUAUGUUUCUUUUCUGUGUUUAGUCCUGUAUAUUUUGAAAUGUGGCUCUCUUGAAUGUGUGUGUGUGUGUGUGUGUGUGUGUGUGUGUGUGUGUUUAAGUUACACUUUUAGGUUGGUUUUGUCUGAUGCAUAAAAAAGCUACUGAUUUCUGUAUGUGAAUCUUAUAUUUAUUUGAC